AUGGUAUCACCUUCUCCAACAUAUGAAACAUCUCCACCUCUCACAUCACCACCCGCACCUUCCUUUCAAUCUCAAGCUUCGUCAUCGUCACAUCCCAUCAAAUCCAGCUAUCCACAUCAACAACAGCAACAGCAAAACAGUAAUUUACCCGUACCGCCUCCAGCGGACCGUCAACCACCUGCCAAAAAUCGGAACCCUCAUCAUAUCAACGGCGGUCAGAGAUUGAACAAGAUACUUCGCAAGGGCAAAGAGAGGGAUAAGAGUACCCAUAGUACUGGUGACAUAGAGGAAGAUUGGACCUUGGAAGGUAUAACUCCACCUUCAUCACACAAUGCAUCGGGAAACGGAUCUACUUUGGGACCAAGGAGAACUAGUGCAGACACUGCAGACACUGCCAGGAGCUUAGAAAAUGAUGUCAAUCUGAAUCAUGAGCGUCAGCCUAUAGAUAUAUCCCCUAAAGAAGAUAUGGAGAAGAAGGAGAAGAAAUCGAAAGGACGAGGCAUAGUGAAAAAGACAUCUCGUUUAUUCGCUCGUGAUAAAGACAAAGAUAAGGCAUCAGAAUAUGAUACUUCCAAUGGUAAUAAUUUAGUGUCAAAUGGUGGGAACUCGUUGAACCCUAUUCCUGGAAGUAGACAACCAUCUUAUUCCUCUACCUAUUCAAGUGAUUCACAAACCACAACCGCAACUUCAAUUCGAAGCAAUAAUCAUUUCCCAACACUGAACCGACCAAUCUCAAAUCAAUCAAGAGCUAGAUCACCGAAAGAUUAUCAGACCCAUGGACGUAGAGCAUCACAAGAUUCGAAUAUCUCCUGGAGAAGUAAAUCUUUCAGAUCAGGUUCAUCACCUCAAGACUCAUCUUCAAACGAGAUAGGUGUACCUAUACCUUCUAGACAAGGUUCCAACAUGAGUGCUUCAGUUCCUGGCUUAUCUAGAAACUCUCUGCCACAACCAGCAGGAGGUUCAUCAUCAUCAUCAUCAUCAAAUCAACAACAAACUUCGAGAAGUCCGGAAACCACUUUCCCUUCAAGAAUGUCAACUUGGUUCUCACACCUGCUACCGUCAACAUCUUCGACAACUAUCCAGGAAGGUUCCUCCAUCUCUUCUCCUACAUCCUCAUCCGAAUCUCCCCCACAGCUUCCUCCUUCUCCUCUCAGGAAACCACCUUCGGCAGCCGCUAGCUUCCUGAAUGCAGCCAGACAAAGAGCUGUUGAUGGAGUAAGGCAUUUGUUGGAUACAGAAGCUCAACCUGACAAGUGUCAAGAUACUAUCUGGGUAAUGGGUGUUGGUCAUCCGGGUUGGAGACCGAGUACGCCCAGUCGAUCACCAAAUACCGUGAACCUACCUGAAAUAUCAGAUAACACCUCUGAUCGAGCUUUCGAGGAAAGACGUGGUUCAGCGGAAUCAGGUAUUACUUCUCCUUCAUCCCAAACUGAAUUGGGGGCAUUAAGACCUUCGGCAUGGUCGAAGAAGCAGAAAGAUCAACCGUCCUCAACAAAUCCGUCAGUGACAACAUCACCGCCGACAAAAGGGUUUUCCAAUCUUUUCACCGCUUCGACACUGUCAUUGUCCUUACCGGCAUCUAUGACAAGUGGAUCACCGAGCAAAGAAGGAGGUACCAGUGUGGCCGAUAGUCCUGGCAAGGUCAGAAAUAACAAAAAGGAUAAAGAGACACUCAAAUGGCCUGACCAAUUUUAUGAUGAUUUCCGAUCAGUGGUAUGGUGUACAUACCGCUCACAAUAUGCUCCAAUUCUAUCAUUACCAAAUAACCUCCUUAUACCAUCGCCUGAAGCUUAUUAUUCAGCAUUUGGUCCUCCAGCAGACUCAUCAUCGACACCGUCUGAGCCGAUAGCCUUAUCAUCUGCAGCCACGGCAGCAGGUCUUUCAACGAGACCGUCUGGAACCGGAUGGAGCUGGGCUCGAUCGGAAGGAGGUCUGACUAGCGAUGCAGGAUGGGGAUGUAUGCUGAGAACCGGUCAAAGCAUGCUAGCGAAUGCGUUGGUACAUCUUCAUCUAGGCCGAGACUGGAGAGUUCCUCCCAAACCGUCUUCCCAUCCAACGACGCCGUCAGACCUGGGCAAUCUUCAAAGGUACACGGAGUACGCCAAGAUAGUCUCAUGGUUCAUGGACGAUCCCUCGCCUCUAUGCCCCUUCAGCGUUCAUCGAAUGGCUUUGAUUGGGAAAGAGCUUGGUAAAGAGGUAGGAGAGUGGUUCGGUCCCAGUACGGCGGCUGGAGCGCUAAAAACCUUGACAAACUCAUUUGGGGCAUGUGGUUUGGCCGUAUCAACUGCAACAGAUAGUAUAGUAUAUAAGAGCGAGGUCUAUCAAGCUUCAAAUUUACCGUCAAGAGGCUGGGAAUCACCAUUACCACCUCCCACGGACACAGAACGUAGAGGCGGCCGUGUAUCAACGCCACGGAGGUCGUCCGCUUCAACAGGGAAAAGUGGAAAUGUGUGGGGUGAUAAAGCUGUGUUGGUGCUCGUGGGUAUCAGAUUGGGGCUGGAUGGAGUAAAUCCUAUUUAUUACGAGAGUAUCAAAGCUCUGUUCACAUUCCCUCAAUCAGUAGGCAUCGCAGGAGGCCGACCGUCAUCUUCAUACUACUUUGUCGGUUCUCAAGCAAACUCUCUAUUUUACCUUGAUCCCCAUCUCACCCGUCCAGCCGUUCCACUCGAAAUUCCGCCAGCUCCUGCUUCUUCGCCUUCCAACGCUGAUAGUAACGAAAAAGCAAUAGAAGAGGAGCCUGUCGUCGUUGACGCCUUGGAAGCUGGUAUACAACCCAAAGCAAUCAAAUAUAAACUUGAUGUAGUGGAUGUGGACGAUAUUUCAAGUGAAGAGUCAAGUGACGGCGACGUCUCUUCAUCACCUUCAACGGGGGUCAAUCGGAGGUACAAAACAUCAAAACAGGCAAAAAGAUUAUCUGCUAAAGGAAUUACUCCGACUCGACCUACAUCCAAAAUCGCUGAGAGCGAGGAGACACCCCGUGCUGCUACUGCUCCAAACGAAGCAGGACCAUCCACCCCGCAUUCAACAUUACAACAUCCACUCGACCCUCUCCCUGUGUCUGCUGAGAUGUCAUGGUGGGCCAAUGCGUAUCCAGAUCAAGCAUUGAAGACGUUCCACUGUGAGAAAGUUAAGAAGAUGCCUUUGUCAGGUCUAGAUCCGUCGAUGUUACUUGGGUUCUUGGUCAGAAAUGAGGAAGACUGGGAGGAUUUCGUGGAGCGAGCUGGUAAACUACCGCACAAGAUUUUCUCUGUACAGGACGAACCUCCAUCGUGGGAUGCUGAUUCAGAUGCAGGACUAGAAUCAGUCUCUGAACCUGGUGAACCUAGUUUGGACGAUGAGGAGAUUGAGAAUGUACCCAUAACUUCCAAUCGACAGGAUCACUCACCGACCACGGCAUUUAGCAAAGAUAGCGACGAUAUUGAGGAUGAGGAUGUCGAUUUGAUUUCUGCAAAUACAACGGUAGGAGCAGUUGAUAUAGUACGUAAAACUCGUAAGAUGGGUUUAGGAGACGACGAGGGAGAUGAAGAAGAAUGGACUGAAGGUGGUACGCCUCAAAGUCAAAGACCAGUUUUAGUUGAAAGACCUACACCGACCCCGACCUCUACGACUUCGAGACAAGCAAGUUGGCCCAAACCCAAUUCCAGCUCUAAUUCCAGCAGUACAGCUGCCAAGCCUUUACCACAAAUGGAGAAGGUAGAUUUAUCCUCAUCGAAUGAAGGAAAGUCUUUCCCUGCAUCGCCGCCAAACAAGGGAAAUCCGAAAGACAUGACGAAACGACCUUUAUUAGAAGAUCAAAGAUAUAGAACGGAAAGCUGGAUAGAUCCAUCUCCUGUAAAUGGUGAAGCUCCAAAUGGUGAUUCAAUGUUGUAA
Kwoniella shivajii is the source of this 3870-nucleotide messenger RNA. RefSeq lists its product as uncharacterized. The transcript is spliced from 6 exons. Gene Ontology annotation, molecular function: protein-phosphatidylethanolamide deconjugating activity. Bases 1 to 3870 code for a protein of 1289 amino acids. The record is from RefSeq and is a predicted model, not a curated record. Lineage: Eukaryota; Fungi; Basidiomycota; Tremellomycetes; Tremellales; Cryptococcaceae.